Arabidopsis lyrata subsp. lyrata is the source of this 564-nucleotide messenger RNA. Its product is annotated as putative 60S ribosomal protein L30-1. The record is from RefSeq and is a predicted model, not a curated record. The coding region runs from base 82 to 420 and encodes 112 amino acids. Lineage: Eukaryota; Viridiplantae; Streptophyta; Magnoliopsida; Brassicales; Brassicaceae. Gene Ontology annotation, molecular function: RNA binding; structural constituent of ribosome. The transcript has 2 exons. Gene Ontology annotation, cellular component: cytosolic large ribosomal subunit.
UUACGCCGCCCCAAAGCUUCUGCUUGAGCUCGAAAAACUCUUGCUUGUAAUCCGGCGAUCUGAAUCUUCCCGGCGGCGAAAAUGGUUGCGGCGAAGAAGACGAAGAAGUCCCAUGAGGGAAUCAACAGCAGAUUAGCUCUUGUGAUGAAGAGUGGAAAGUACACUCUCGGAUACAAAUCUGUUCUCAAAUCCCUUCGCAGCUCCAAAGGUAAGCUGAUAUUGAUAUCUAGCAAUUGCCCACCAUUGAGGAGAUCAGAGAUUGAAUACUAUGCCAUGCUUGCUAAAGUUGGAGUUCAUCACUACAAUGGUAACAAUGUUGAUUUGGGUACUGCUUGUGGUAAAUACUUCCGAGUCUCUUGCCUCAGCAUCGUUGAUCCUGGUGAUUCCGACAUCAUCAAGGCACUUCCUGGAGAUCAGUGAUUCUGAUUUGUUAUCAUGAUGAUUUUGCCAUGUUGUUCUCUAUGCUGCUUUGUUAUGCAUUGUGUUCUUCAAAGACUUAAUGUUAGAUUUCUUUGGCUUCUUAACUCCUUAAUGGUUUUGUUAUAAUUAUUACAUUUUCGACUC